Molecule: messenger RNA, 6333 nt
Organism: Lytechinus pictus (painted urchin)
Lineage: Eukaryota; Metazoa; Echinodermata; Echinoidea; Temnopleuroida; Toxopneustidae
Product: pre-mRNA 3' end processing protein WDR33-like
Exons: 15
Coding region: 87-3365 (1092 amino acids)
Cellular component (GO): mRNA cleavage and polyadenylation specificity factor complex
Molecular function (GO): protein binding
Source: RefSeq, a predicted model, not a curated record
UAAUCAUUCCUCUGUAGAAGGAUGCACUGAUAUCGGAGGUCUACCUUUUCAGUGACAUUUUGUAUCUGGACCUUUGCACGGUGACAAUGGAGGCAGCAGGGGGCCAGCCCAGGCAUCAGGGCCAUCAGAGCCAGCAAGGCCACCAGGGGCAGUUCUUUCAUCAGCCGAGAUUACCAUAUUACCAAAUCAAGCCAAACUAUUAUAAUAAUCACCAUCGCAGACAGCAUAGCCAUCACAGACAUCAAGAGCAUGGACCAACAAAUGCAACAACUUUUGACCAGAAGAGGAUGAAAAAUACCCUCCAACGGAGAACGGUUGAUUACAAUACUUCAGUCAUCAGAUAUCUCCAGGCAAGGAUUUGGCAACGAGACUACAAAGACGCAAGGAUGAUACAGCCAGAUCACUCAUAUAUAGGAAAUCUGAGUUUACCUCAUCAGAUGUUGGACAACCCUAUUAAUGCAGUAACAACUCGAUUUGUAAGGACAUCAACCAAUAAGGUCCGAUGCCCAAUAUUCUGCGUUGUGUGGACCCCAGAAGGAAGGAGACUGGUUACGGGAGCAUCCAGCGGAGAGUUUACUUUGUGGAACGGGCUCACCUUUAAUUUUGAAACCAUUCUUCAGGCCCAUGAGUGUGCUGUCAGAACGAUGACGUGGAGUCGCAACGACAUGUGGCUGCUGACGGGAGACGACCAGGGAUUCAUCAAGUAUUGGCAGUCCAAUAUGAACAACGUACAGAUGUACCAAGCCCACAAAGAUCAGGCUGUACGAUGCGCAAGCUUUGCACCGUCAGAUUCCAAGUUCUGCACAUGCUCAGACGAUGGGACCGUUCGUAUCUGGGACUUUCUCCGCUGUCACGAAGAGAAGAUCCUCAGAGGUCAUGGUGCCGAUGUCCGUUGUGUUGAUUGGCAUCCUAGUAAAGGCAUCGUCGUAUCCGGCAGCAAGGACUCACAGCAACCGGUCAAACUCUGGGACCCUCGAACGGGGGAGGCACUGUGCACCCUCCAUGCUCACAAGUCCACCGUCAUGUCGGCCAAGUGGAACGUGAACGGUAACUGGCUUCUCACAGCAUCUAGGGAUCAUCUGGUCAAGCUAUUUGAUAUCCGCAUGAUGAAGGAGCUGUUCACAUUCAGGGGCCAUAAGAAAGAAGCUACAGCCAUAGCAUGGCAUCCCAUACAUGAAGACAUGUUUGUAUCUGGGGGCUCAGAUGGCGGCAUCCUCUUCUGGCAAGUAGGGCAUGACAAGGAGAUUGGUGGAAUUGAAGAGGCACAUGAAUCUAUCAUAUGGGGUUUGGCUUGGCAUCCAUUAGGCCACAUGUUGUGUUCAGGAUCCAACGAUCAUUCAACGAAAUUCUGGACGAGAAACAGGCCUGGUGAUAGGAUGCGAGACAGGUACAAUCUGAACACUCUACCCAUCGGAACAUCUGAAGACCUGUUGGAGUUUGAUGAUGACACAACAUCUUUGCCAGUCAUUCCCGGGAUGGGAUUAGAAUAUGGUGUUGCAGACCACCUCAAGAAAGAUGAACAAGUUCCCGUGCAAACAACAGAGGAGAACCUAGACACCUCCAUCCCUGGUCUUGAUUCGUCCAUAGAAGAGCUGGAGAAACUGAAACCCAAACCCCAGCGCAAGGUCCCCUACGCCAGGCCAGUCCCACAGAACUUCCUUGAUGAAUGGGAGGCCAACAAGGCACCGGGCGUGGCACCAAACAUCGAGGAAGAGAAACGGAAGAGGAAAGAGGAAGAGGAGAAGAAGAAACAGGAGGAGGAGAGGAAGAGGACCGAGGAAGAGGCGAGGAGACGAGCUGAGGAAGAAAAAAAGAGGAAGGAGACAGAAUUAAAGAUGAAAAUGGAGAAGCCAGAGAAUUAUGGCCUAGUCGGCGUUCCAGACUUUGGAGGUAAUCCCAUAGAGGUCAUCAAGUUCAUUGCCAGGACGCAGGGACCUAAAGCAGCUGAACAGGCUCUGGUCAAUUCAAUCCACUCAAACCUCCCUUCAGGUACUGUGUUACCCAUCAUCAAGCCAAAUGUUAAUCCAAUCACUGUCCUACUCCAAGAAGGCCACAUCCCUCCGCACUUCGCCAAGCAACUGAGGGCGGGAGGUCUCCUGCCAUUUGAAGCAGUAAGAUGGCUCGACAUGAAGGAGGGAAAAGCGGAAAAGCCUCUGCCAGCUCACCUAGCCAAGCUGCCCAUUGCUGUCCCACCAACCAAAAAGGCCAAGGUUGCCAACACUCCUGACAAACCUGGGAAAUCGAAAAAGGAAAAAGAAACGUCCAAGGCUGCAAAGGCACCUUCUCCUGAAGGGGAUUCCACACCUAAGAAUGGGACAGAUAGUAAAGGUCUGCUAGGAGUGAAGCCAUCAAGUGCAGGACCAAAACCAUCAGGUGCUGGUUUGUUGCCAGAUCCUGGUAAAAGUGGAGGCUUGUUGCCUGAGCCAGCAGGCACUCCGGGUGCAAAGCCAAAACCCACACCACUUAUGCAGGUGCAACCAACGGAAGCAUUACUGCCUGAACCGCAACCAACAGAAGGAACGGGUGAUGUUGAUAUGAGGCAAGCCCCUCACCAUGGGGAUGUUGAUAUGAGACAAGGACCAAUGGGUGGAUCAUCAGCCCCACCGCUAGAACCGAGGAGUGGCCCCAUGAGUGGACCUCAAAUAAGACCAGGACCACCCGUGCAGGAGAUGCAGCGGAGAAAUGGACCUGUUAUGAGACAAUCCGAAGGCUUCGGACAGGACCGCGAUGAGCGUAUUCCAAGUGCAGGACAUGGGGAUGUUGAUUUGCGGCAAGAGCCGCAGCACUUAGAAAACAUGGGAGACAGAGACCUCCGGCAAGGCCCUCCUCAGCAUUUUAAUGGGCCCAGCAGUGAUCCUUUUGAUCAACAAAUGCCCAUGCAUGAUGUGGACAAUCGUAGGUUUCCUCCAACCAACCCGGAGGAUGAAACACUCACUGGGCUUGGUGCAGAAGACCAAGACCUACGUAACAAACCUGUUCCUUUGAUGUCAAUUGGAAACCCCAUGUCAAGAACUCAAGAACCUCAGGAUACAGAUUUUAGACAUCCAAACCCCGGUGAAUACAGAAACCCUGCCAGAGAUUUCGAUGAGAGACAACUCCCAAUAAUGGAUCAUGAAGAAUUCCCACCUUUGCCUCACCGGAAGCGACCGUGGGAAGAAGAGGAAAUGGGUGGGCCGGAUGAUCCAACACUUUGGGAAGAAAAUCCUGAAGAGAUGGAGGAAGGACCAGGGUUUAGAGGUCGUGGUGGAUGGGGUAGGGGGAUGAGAGGACGUGGAGGGUUUAGACCGGAUAUGGGAAGGGGCGGCUUCAGGGGUAGGGGUCGAGGCUGGGGCAGAGGAAGGGGUAGGGGGAGGGGAAUGUGGUAGGAUGGUACUAAUGUAAAAUUCCAUACUUUUUUUUCAUGAUGCAAGUGUCUUAAUUGGCUUUGGCAUCAGGGCUCCCUUAUUUCUUAAUAUUCUAGUACUUUUUGUUAGUUUGCUUUUGUUGACUUGUCACUUCUAAUGAAAAUGAACAAAUGCUCCCUGAUUUUUUUUUAAUUCCUCACCCUUUCUUAAUUAACUUCAACAUAUUCUACGUCUACAAAUCUCAUAGCCACAUAUAUGUAAGUUUUAUCACAGGAGGUUACAUGCCCAAGUUAUUGUAAUAAGAAAUUAUUUUGACUUUAUUUUGGAUAUAUUAGAGAUGCAAAAUUUUGAGGCAAGGUCCUGGAAAUGUUAAAUUCAUGCUGCCACAAUAUAUUGGACAUUGAUAGACUUUUCAAAGGACAGAUUGCCAAGAACUUAUAAACUUCAAAAUAGACCAACCAAAUCAAUAUAUAUGAGUCCAGUUAUAAUAAAAUAUAAAUACAAGGUCUUCUGAUAAUCUUUUAUUUGUGAAAUUUCAGACUAAAAUUAGCCUGACUUAAAUGCAGCAUUUACUUUUAUUUUCAGCCCCUGUUUUCAUAUUUUUAUUAUUUGACACUGAAGAAUGAAAUUAUUUGCAUUUUUUCAGCCCUUCUUUUCUUUUGACAUCCAAACUCAGCUUUAUAUCUAACCAAAUCAGAAAUAUGCAUUUAAAACUUACAGUUGCAUUGGAAUGUAAUUAUUUCUACAAUAGGCCCCUAGGGUAGUGUUUCAUGGACCAUCCUAUCUGUCAUUUUCACUGACAACUCUUCUCUUGGCCAAUCAGAUGCAACGAUUUCGGUAGCUUUCUAUCAUUUGUCAGUGAACAUUGAUGACAAGGUGCUUCAUGAAAUUCUCCCUUGCCCUUGGUAAUAAAGUAUAAAGGCCCUGUCACAUUGUUCCGUGCAAGCAUUGCGUGUGGCUUAUGCUUGACUAUUUUGCUACCUGGAGGUCGCCUACAUUGACGGUAUCUCACACGCAUCUCACACGCAGUUGCCCACAGAAAUGUUUUGAACAUGCUCAAAAUUUAUUGCGGCAAUCAGCCACAAGGCUUGCACGGAACGAUACGACAGGGCCUUAAAAGUCCUCUGCCCGACUGAUACAGUACAUAGGAAAAACGUGUAAUGUGAUAGUGCACAGAAUAGGGCACCAUUUUAUGGCAGUUGUCAGCACUGAAAAGUUGUCAUUCAUUUUGACAGACACCAUAGGGACACGUGGUUGCUUGUCAGCAUAUCAAAAUCAAGAAAUUUUCUGAAAAUGUUUAGGAAAAUGACAACCGGUGCAACGUGUCAUCAACAUUUUUGUCCGACGUGUUGUCAGAUCCGACAACUUUCCUUGAUUUUGAUUGGCUGAGAAGCGCUGUUCCUAUGGUAACAGCGAUAAAAUGGGACUUGUCAGAAAGAAACGUCUGACAAGUCCUGUCAUGAAACGCUCCCCUGUUCAGUGCUUACAACUUCUUGACACGGUGUCCAGGGCCCCAUAAUACAAAGAUUAGCAAUUUAUCGCUAAUAUGGAAGAACAUUCCUGAUUCAUUCCUAGUCGGUCUAUUGAGCAAAUGCGCAUGCAACAAUGGUCUUGAUAGGCCAUUUCAUUUGGAUUGCUAACCUCUGUGUUAUGGGGCCCUGGCCUUGUGCCUUCAAACUUACCAUUAUAGUAACUUCUAUGGAAUCAUUCACUCUUAUAGGUUGUUGGUCCUGUCACCAUGGUAGUUACCAUUAAUUGAAGAGUUAGUAUUCAGAGUAUGUUGUCUUAAAUGGUGCCUAGGCAUGGGUGUGUAUUCAGUCAUGCUGUUUGAGGCAUCGUAUAGGUCUAAAGACAUGGCUGUACAGACGUCCUACAUACAUGUAGAUCAGUGGUGGAUCGGGGGGGGGGGGGGCUUCAAUCCCCACUUUGGGCUCCCUAAAAUAUUUAAGAAAGGAGUGUGGGAACAAACUCCAACACCCCUUCCCUGUUUACAAGUCAAGCAAGUAGAACAGUGGUGGAUCUAGGGGGAGGGGGAGGGGGAGGGUGGUAGGCCACUGGCCCGUAUUCUGAACUCAGAUUUGAAUUGAACCCUGGUUUAAAAUUGUGCUUAACCAUGGAGAGCCAAUUAGGGCACAAAUCCCUAACAGUACACAUUCCAUUUUAUUAACUCAUGACACCCAAAUUCUUCAUGAAUGUCUGGGAAUGAUAAAAGUAUUUUUCUUCAUUUUGAAAGCAAAAGGAAUUAAAAUAGUGAACAUAAGAAACAUACAAUAUAAACAGAAUGUUUUAAUUUUGGCUCCCCAUAAUUGUAGUAGUUAGACCGUGGUCUCAGUUAAACCUGACUUCAGAAUAUGGGCCAUUGUGUUGCAGCUCAUCGUUAUUGAGUCACAGCAACUUGUCAAACUCACCAUCUGAGGCAAAAAACUAGAUCCGCCACUGUAGAUUGGAUUGUAUGAUAACCAAUGAUCAUGCAGACUACGAUGUCUGCAUUACCAAAUGUAAAUGGGGCAUAAUUAUGCUCUGAAAUGCCCCAGCGGAUAGUGGGUUGAAAUCUACAUCAUUUUUAGCAUGUCGGAUGUUAUUUUCAGGACCUUUUCUCCACUCAAGCACAUCCCAAACAUUACUCCGAAGGUUUAUAGAACUUUACCAUGUACAUAUAUUCCGUGUAUACUGGACAUUUUUCUCCGAAAAUUGAUAUAUGAAUAUAAAAUUAUUUUUUAUUUCCGAAAUUCCCAUUCAACGAAAAGGGUACGAGGGCAAGAGAAAAAAAUUAUUUGACAUUUUGCAGAUAUCAAUGUACAUGUACUUGUAUAUAAUGUAUCACUGUUUGUCUCUGUAAUCAUGUUCAGUAUUUUCAUAAGGAAUUUGUACAAAGCACUUUUUUCCAUCUUUUUGUUGUUGUUUAUUUUGUGAAUAUCUUUCUCUUUAUCAGCUCAGUGACUGUGACAAGAUGAAUCUUGUCAUGAAAUAAACAAGAACUAAAUAUUCA